AUGAAGGAAGAACUGCCGCCACCCACGGCGCAGCCUUCAUCGCGGCGCACCAGCAAGUUCUCAUUGAUCGUCGCCCUUGUUUUAAUCUACGGCGUCGGUCUCAGCAAGCACCACGAUCUCCAUCACCCCUACGGCCUCUUCCCGCAGCCCGACGACCCCUUCCGCUUCCUACCCUGCACGCGCGCAACCGUCCCACCCGCGCUCGACGACCCCGAUGCAGCCGCCACCUGGGCGUCUCGAUUCGACCCCGACCAUGAGAACUGGAACUGGGGGGGCCCGAAUGGCGACGGCAUCUUUCUCUGUGGGUACCUCGAUGUGCCACUCGACUACACCAACCAGUCGGACCCGCGAAUCGCCCGGCUGGCGGUGACCAAAUUCCAAGUCUCCGGCCCCCACGGGGGAAAGUCCGAACGCACGCUCGUAGUGAACCCCGGGGGGCCCGGGGGCAGCGGCACGGGGCUGGUCUGGCGCGCCACAGACGAAUUUUCGCAGCGCUUCACGAACGGACAGUACGACGUGCUGGGGUGGGAUCCGCGCGGUGUCAACACCUCCCUGCCCCGGGCAGCCUGCUUCCCGUUCGACGCCAAUCGCGACCGCUGGGCCCUGCUGCGCGGGCAGUACCGCGAGGUAGCCGGGCCCGGCCACCUGGAGCUCGCGGAUGCGCUAAACGAGGCGAUCUUCCAGGCGUGCUAUGAGCAAUUGGGUGACCUGGGGCGGUUUCUCAGCACGACGUUCGUGGCGCGCGACGUCGAGGAGAUCCGGAAGGCGCUCGGGGAGAAAGACCUGACGGGAUACUUUGUCAGUUAUGGCACGGGCAUCGGGCAGACCUGGGCCAAUAUGUUCCCGAGCAGCGUGGGGAGACUGAUUCUCGAUGGCACGGAAUACGUGCGCGACCAUCGCAAGGUCGGUGGGUUCGGGUACACCGCGCUUGAUAAUGCCACGGAUGCCUGGCACGACGGGUUCCUGGGCGAGUGUCUCCACGCCGGACCUGAGCACUGCGCCCUGGCUAGCCCUAAGAAUGGCACGGCGGGCCCCGUCCGGCUUGCUGAUCUUGACGCCCGCAUGCACGAUCUCGUCUCCUCGCUCAUCCACCGCCCUAUUCCCGGCUACACUCCGUCCAGCGGCCCCUCGAUCAUCACCUACUCCGCCCUCGUCUCGAGCAUCUACGGCGCCAUGUACAACGCCGUCAGCUGGCCAGCGCUGGCGCAGAUGCUCUCCGAGCUGGAGGACGGCAACACAACCCUAGCCGCGCACUUCAUCGAAGCAUGGGAAUACGAUCCACGAGACCCAGCCUCAUGCCCCUCCUCCUCCUCCUCCUCCCGAUCCUCCCCCUCUCUAUCCCCAAGCACCGACGAACUCACCUACCUGGUCAUCUGCGCCGACAGCGCCGACUCCCCGGAAUGGCUCACCCCAGACGGCCCGCAAGAGCUAAGCUGGUGGACCUCCCUCUGGGAAUCAAUGACCAACCAAGCCUGGAUUUCCGGAAACUCGCGGUUCUACAACGUGUUUCCGUGUCGGCAGUUCAACAGGUUCUGGGGCCAGCCGGCGGAGUUGUACCGGGGAGAUCUCAACCAAAGCCUGGCGAACCCGAUCCUGCUGAUCGCGGAGACGUAUGACCCGGCGACGCCGCUGCGGAACGGACGGAGGUUGUUGACGGAGAUGGGGCACGCGAAUGCCAGGUUGGUGGUCCACCAUGGAUAUGGCCAUAGUUCGAGGGAUGGGUCGGCUUGUACGGAUGGGAUUGCGAGGGGGUAUUUGCUCACGGGCCAGGUUCCGGAGGAGGGAGAGACGGAUUGUUUUGCGGAUGAGAGGCCGUAUUUGUAUGGUGUUAAGAAGAGGGAUGAUCCUGUGGCGCUGUGGAAGGCUCAUCUGGAGACGUUGACUGCUUUCGGGGGGAGGAGAUUUGGGUUCUAGUGUACCUUUGUAGCUGGAAGUGGAUUGGAGUAGACUAUUGCUAUUAUUGGUGUUUGGCCGGGCGGAGUGGUUGAGUUAGGACCGGUAAGUACAUCCUGGUCUUGAUAGCAGCCUUGCACAUAUCAUAUGGAUUCCUAGUUGCAGGUUAUGAUUAAUUGAC
Molecule: messenger RNA, 2074 nt
Organism: Aspergillus heteromorphus CBS 117.55
Lineage: Eukaryota; Fungi; Ascomycota; Eurotiomycetes; Eurotiales; Aspergillaceae
Product: alpha/beta-hydrolase
Exons: 3
Coding region: 1-1914 (637 amino acids)
Source: RefSeq, a predicted model, not a curated record